GAGGAGCUGUGAAACGUUGCUACAGGCAGUUCGUUCCUGUGCUGGUGGCAACGUUUUCGACCUCGCCAAAAUCAAAUGGGACCUGAAAAAUACAGCAACUCCGACGCUUUCGGACAUUUAGUAUAGCCAAAAGUUUAUUACAAUGGGAAGCUGGAAGAAUCACGUUCGUGCUCGACUGCAACAGAGAGACCAAACUGAGAAAGUCCCAUACGCUGGCGUUUUCACAAGCUUGUCUCAGUUGGAGGAACGUUUUGAAGUUCGCAAACAAAUUUUGGAUGAAGUUGAGUUGAAGAGUUUAGAACUAGGUGGGGUUGAAGUUGAGAAAAACACCAGUCUCCUUCAACUCCAACUGAGAGAGAGUGAACAUCUGUCAGAAAAGCUGUCUCAGACUGUCUCGGACCUGACCACCGUCCUGUAUCUGAAAGAGGCUGAACUGCAGUACUGGCAGUCACGUGUGUCCCAAUACCAUCGAGAGGCUCUUACUCUGGCUAAAGAGAGCAAAACCCUGAAGGCGACCCUUUCAGAAUAUGAGUUCACCGCAGAGUGUCAAUCCAAAGAGUUGGCAGCCGUGCGUUCGGCGCAGAAAGGACUAAAGGAAGAGUUGGCACAGGCUUGGAGAGAGAAAGAAGAACUCUUACAACGAUGGAUGGAGGAGAAGAGGGAGGAGGCAGACAGGUUGAAUAAGUACAACGACACACAGGAAAGGUGGCAACGUUUGGCCAAACAGCUGAAGAAGCACCUCCAUAGGGAAAUGAGAAAAGAGCAUGUCCCCAUAGUGACGAGCUCUUGGAGUGGUACAACAGAAACGUGUCCAUCAGUCAUUCAGAGACCCUCGCAUCUAAUUGUGCAGAAGGAAUGGAUGGCACCCUCUUCAGCUGUGUGUUCAGUGUAACCUAAAACAUGUAAUUCAACCUUUUUGUCGCGCUCAUCUUGUCCUCAGGGAUCAAUAAUACAACAGAUAUACACCGGGCUCUCUUGGACCACAACCAUGUCUCAGCUGUGUCAAAAGUGUAAUAUUCCCAUGGGAUCCUGCAGAUGACAGUUCUAAGCUCAAGGAUUACCCCUCUGGUUCCCCCAGUGCUUGUAGUUAUAAAAUGAAUUGCCCAUAUGAGAUGUCAGAACAAUGACCAUGGAGUUGACCCCCCCCCCCCCCCUUGCAACUUUAAGUGUUAUGACAAAUGGUUUAACUGUAUAUGUUUGUUAAUGCUCCUAAAAAUGUAUUUAUAUUAUAGGCUCUAAAUAUAUUGUUUAAUUUAUACUUUGCUAGAGUUCCUAACUGUAUGUUUGCUGCUUUAACUAAAAUCACCCCUUUUUUCCCAAGAAAUGUCAAGUACACUACAGUUAACCUAUCACAUGUGCACUUUGUUCUAAUUUGACAAUUUAGAACAACCUCUGCUCAUCUAGUUCAUAUCAUUUAAAUUGCAAAGGCUGGUGUUGUUGCUGGCUUAGUUAUAGUGACUAUUUCAACUUUUAACUCUUGUUUAUUUGCAAACUUCCUCAGUUAAAAAAAUAUUUGAAAAUAAUUGAAUAACCUCGUAUAAUAAUAACCUUACUUUUAAACUCUAUUUUAAAAUUACUUUUGAAUAAUUAACAUUUCUUAUUAAAAUAUAAAAACCGAAUUCUAUCCCAGAUGUUGUGUUGUAAGUAUGUAGUGUUGUUUUUCUAUUUCAAGUGUUUAAAAAAAUAAAGUCACUUAUACUCUAAUUUUGUUUGUUUUUAAGUGAACUGCCUCUCUGUCACUUUGUCAUCCAUCAGAGAAACUGUUCCUGAUUGAAAACAAAGUUAUGUAUGUUAUGUUAAUUCUUGACCACACUCAUUGCAGUCAUUUUGGCUUCUGAGGUCCUGAACAAACAAACAAACUGGGUAAAAGACAGGAAAAUUCCACAUCGUACAUUUAAAUAAUUCAUUUGCUGUAUUUUAAUAUUACAGUCACAGUUAUCAUGUCAUGAAUAUUUUUUUUCUUUUCCUGUCGGAAUUCCAGUUCCACAUCUCCAUGGCAAAUUGAGAUCACAUUUCAGGUUGUUUGUUUGCUGCACGUUUCCAUAGUCACCAGUGUUUGCAUUAGUUGUUAACUUGGACUGUGUGUGGUGUACUCAGUGGACUUGGACUAUUAAAAUGGUAAAAG
Micropterus salmoides (largemouth bass) is the source of this 2125-nucleotide messenger RNA. RefSeq lists its product as uncharacterized. Gene Ontology annotation, cellular component: autophagosome membrane. Gene Ontology annotation, biological process: negative stranded viral RNA replication; autophagosome assembly. Lineage: Eukaryota; Metazoa; Chordata; Actinopteri; Centrarchiformes; Centrarchidae. The record is from RefSeq and is a predicted model, not a curated record. The transcript has 7 exons. Bases 143 to 892 code for a protein of 249 amino acids.